Messenger RNA from Malus domestica (apple), 414 nucleotides. Lineage: Eukaryota; Viridiplantae; Streptophyta; Magnoliopsida; Rosales; Rosaceae. The record is from RefSeq and is a predicted model, not a curated record.
UAUAUAUGAACGAGUCCACCACGACUCAGACAUUACUCUCAAAACUGGAAGUCUGUAACCAUGGCCACAUUUGCUUAUGCCACCAUCACCGCCAUUGUCUUCCUCAUCCUCCUCCCGCUAUCUUGCUCUUCCGAAUCAAUUUUGCACCACCAUCACCAUGGCGGAAACUCCUCCGUCCAGAAAUCGGACGUCGAUCUUUUGGAGUUUCCUUUGAAUUUAGAGUAUUUGGAAGCUGAGUUCUUUUUGUAUGGCUCUUUGGGGUAUGGCUUGGAUAAAGUUUAUCCGAGCUUAGCCCAAGGAGGUCCCUCUCCCAUUGGUGCUAAAAAGGCACAUUUGGACCACUUUACUAGGGAUGUCAUCGAGCAAUUUGGAUGGCAAGAAGUUGGACACUUUUGUUAGAGUUUUGAGACUCUU